GCAUACCUCUUGUCAAAAUCACAACCGAGACGUCAAACUCAUAUGUUUAUAAAUAAAUAUAAGGAUUUAAAAGAAACGCCACUAAAGAAGAAGAAGACUGAUUUAAAUAACAAUUUUAAAACUUAAGAAUGUCUAAUAUAAAUAUCAAUGUUGCCUUAACCAACAAAAAGAAAAAAAAGAAACGCAAAAGGAAGUUUCUUCUUCCACAGCCUAAUCCACAAAGUCUUGUAGUGGACACACCAAUGACAAGAAUCGCAGCUUUGUUCAAAUUACAGCAACAAUUAACUAAUAAAAACAAACACACUACUUACGAUAGGCCUCUUAUGUCAGGUCCUAGAUUCAGUCCGCAUAUGAAAUGGGUUAACAAAAAAUUUAUGAAUCCACAAGCACAGAUCCGCAAUUCAACACCACUAUCUGCUCAACAAAAUGAUAGUGAUACAUCAAACAGAAACGAAAAUGAAAAUCUUAAUGCAAGCACUUCUAAAAACGAAAUCUCACAAAAUACAACUGCUCAAAUAUCUAACCAACUGUCUGAGCCAGUUGCAUCUUCAAGCUUAAAUACUAGUGGACAGGAUUUUCCUGUAUAUGAUUCCAAAAUUACUAAUUUCAAUCAAAAUAUGCACACAAAUUAUAAAUUCCAUGAAUGUGAGGUAUAUGACAGUCCGUCGUUCAUUAACUUUGAAUCUGAGGAAGGGGUGACCGAUUUAAACGAUGAUGAUAUUUUCAACAAAAAUUUAUCGAAGGCUGGAGAUGAAAUAAAUAAAAAUCAACAAGAUAUAAACGCUGGUUUCAAAUUGAAAUUGCAAGACCAAUACCCAAAGAGAGCUGAAUCGAUAAAUCAAGAUACAAAAAUUAAACAGAUCAAUAUGAGUCAAACUGACAAAGAAAGUAAUGCUAUUAAGAAGGAAUUGCCACAGAACGAUUCCAACCAGGACAAUCUACCGCCGGUGACAUCUGAUUCAAAUAAGGUUGUGAGAGAGAGUAUUCAUGCAAAUAUUUGUGAACAAAGCAAACACAUCGAAACACCUCUAGCACAAAAUGCCCAAAACUUUUUUAUGCACAACACCGACUUAGGACCAAUGCAAUCUCAGGGAUAUGCAAGCAAUAAUCUGAAUUUAAAUCAAAAAAUAUUUGUUCAGACGGAUGAAUCAAACGUCUCACAGUUGUAUUCGCCAUCUGAUGUCUAUGAAGGACUCGCUAAGGAAGACUCCCCGGACAGUGAAAGCGUGACUCGUACUAGCGCCUUUCAAAGACUCGGUCCACCCGAAAAAAAACCCAGGCUUACUAUCAACGUCAGCGUCGACACAGAUCACUCUAUCCGAGAUGUAUCAGAUGGCUCGGGGAGGUAUAUACCAGCUCAUGAGAAACAAGAAUUACUGGAGAGCAAAGACGGUACUGUGCUAGCUUUCUUACCUACAUGGCCGUGGAAGAACAGCAUUGUGACCAGAAAAACGGUCUCUUACAGGAGUUCCAAGACUCUGAUGAUGAUGAACAAGGAAUAUAUGGAAGAGAAAUACGAAAAGGAUUCAGCUUUCUUCUUGAUAGCAGUAGAAGGCUAUCCGGAGCAAUGGACGAAGGAAGACGUUUUGGAUCUCGUCCUUGAUCACUUGAAAGGAAAACAUUUUGUUCCUUGCUUUAUAGAAUUCACUCCAAAGGAAUGCAAAUUCUUCGUCAUCAGGAGCAAAGGUGCUCUCCUGACCAUUCAUUCACUGGGUUUUGUUAUCCGCAGGGAUAAUAUUGAAGUAAGACUGUCGAUAGCACAAACUGUGCUCACCUUGAGACAGAUUGACUUCUUACCGAGAAUAGUUUUGAGAUCGAGACUAUGUAUGGGAUAUGACGGUGAGAGUAAGUUGGAUUUGAGCGAGUUUACCUUGAAAACAGAUAUAAGCCACUUUAUAUACUAUCCACUUCACCGUAACUUCAAUCAAACAGAAUUAAUACACUUGCCCAGUUCUGUGUCGUGGCAUACACUGACUGAACUUAUAUUGUCACAUAACAAAAUAACAUGCAUAGAAGGUUUUAAUCUAGAUAAAUCAACACCUAGGCUGAAUGCUUUAGAUCUUUCCCAUAACAAUAUUGAGAGUGUCCUGAGUUUGCUUCCAAUUAGACAGUUGCAUUUACUAAAGCUAUCUCUAGAAGGAAAUCCUCUUUGUUAUGAUUACAUAGAAUCAGAUCAUUAUGUCAAAGUGUUGAAGAGUAUAUUUUCCAGUUUGAGAGAAAUAGAUGGAAUUCAAAUAAUCCACGACUUUGUUCCAAAUACAAAACAGAAUUAUUGUCCAGAAGAUUGUAGGAAUAUUGUUGAGAAAUUUCUAGAAGUAUUUUUUCCUUUAUUGGAAUGUAGUCCUGAUGACAGAAGACCUAUGCAAUCUAUGUAUGCUGAUAACGCCGUUAUGACCGUUACUCACAGAGGACAGUUGCGCUACAACACAUCAAAUAAGCUGGCCUUGAACUUGCUUAUUAAAAAUAGAAAUAUUCUGACCAGUGACCUCGACUAUAUACAGGGUAGUUCUAAUAUUUUGAAAUUAUUGAAAAAAUGGCCGAAUAUACAGCACGACCCCUCCACGUUCACUGUUGACGUUGUUUAUUCUACAGAUACAUCCAUAACAUUCACGAUAAACGGCGUCUUCAAAGUAACGGCCGAGACACUGGCGGAAAACGAAAGUCUUUUAACGUUCGCACGUACAGUAACGUUGUAUUCCGCAAAUGGCUAUGAAUACAAAAUAACCAAUGAGAUGGUUCACAUCGACGAACCUUAUUAUGAAUGGGAAAAAAAAGCUUUUCAAAUUGUUUCGAUUCCAAAAAGGGCGUUGUGUUUUAAAUUUGAUUCCACCCCCGAUGAAAAUACAAAAACCCGCCUUAUUUACAUUUUAAUGAAAAUAACGAACGCGAAUGAAAAACAAUGUGAAAGCUACUUGGUGGACAGAAAUUGGAACUUCAAAGAGGCUUUGGAACUGUUUACACAAGCCAUAAAAGCAAAUAAUAUAGAAACAAUACAUUAAUUUAGAAGAAUAUUAAUUGAUUCAAGAUGUACUGAUUUCAGUGUAUAAAAAACAAAAUAACAACAACCUGAUUGUAUUCAAAACAAUGUGUUCAGGGAUCAAUAAAAAAUGAAUUCUUAAA
Messenger RNA from Danaus plexippus (monarch butterfly), 3120 nucleotides. RefSeq lists its product as uncharacterized. The record is from RefSeq and is a predicted model, not a curated record. Lineage: Eukaryota; Metazoa; Arthropoda; Insecta; Lepidoptera; Nymphalidae. Gene Ontology annotation, molecular function: RNA binding; protein binding. The transcript has 18 exons. Gene Ontology annotation, cellular component: nucleus. Gene Ontology annotation, biological process: poly(A)+ mRNA export from nucleus. Bases 129 to 2999 code for a protein of 956 amino acids.